This is a messenger RNA of Symphalangus syndactylus (siamang), 2027 nucleotides long. RefSeq lists its product as uncharacterized. Lineage: Eukaryota; Metazoa; Chordata; Mammalia; Primates; Hylobatidae. Gene Ontology annotation, biological process: viral process. The record is from RefSeq and is a predicted model, not a curated record. Gene Ontology annotation, molecular function: nucleic acid binding; zinc ion binding.
UCUCUUGGCCGAGCCGGUGUGCCGUGGUCUUAAGUCUGAGAGUCACUGUUUCACUGGUGCCGUGACUCGGAUUGGGACUCCCCGCCUCCGGCGGGACCCCAGUCCCCCUCAGACUCAGACCAUGCCCCGGCCGGCCUUCGCCCAAUUUCCUGUCCGCCGAACAGCGCAUCCACCACCGGCUCCUGUUUGGUAAGUCCCCUUCCGUAGUCUGCCGCCUAGUCCUAUACUGUGGUGACAGACUCCUGCUUCCCCUCCUCGACCCGCAGGGAACGGAGUUUUCUCCCUCUCCUCCCCGCCCCUCCGGCCUGAGCCUCCGCCCCGAGCCUCCGCCCCGCGCCAUACUGUUGGCUACAUACAAAAAUCUUGGUACCAAGUGGCUCACGGUCCCUCGGCCAUGCUGUUGGCCCUUCAGUCCCUUCGCCUUGGUGACGACUAACUGAAGGCCCUGAACCUGAUUACAGUGUUCGGCUAACUAGGGGACGCCCUCUUAGCCCUCACUGCCUCUCCGUCCAUGGGAGGCUCCGCAUCCCUGCCGGCCGACUCCCCCCUAAACUGCCUUCUAGACAAUCUGGCUACCCUAGGCCUUGCCGCUGACCUCAAACCUAAACGCUUAAUCAAAUUCUGCACGCAAGAUUGGCCAACCUACCCCUUAGACAACCAAAAUGAAUGGCCCCUUAUGGGACCCUAGACCCUGAAAUUCCCCAGGGCCCUUACAAUGAUUGUGCGCAUGGGAGAUUGGGCAGAGAUCCCCCAUGUUCCUAACUUCUCCUAUUAGACGGUAAGCCUCACCUCUUUCUGUCCCUGUUAACCCUAACCACAACAAGUGCCAUGACUGGCCUCCACUCCAAAAGCCUUUCCCAACCCCCUCCCCUUCCUACUUCCGAUUUUAACCCUGCUGACGAACCGCCGCCAUAUCACCAUCCCCAACCUCACCCCUCUGCCACCGCGCCGCCGCCAACAACCCCAGCCCUACCCAUCGGAGCGCAGGCAGUCCCCGACCACAAUCCUGGCUGCAAUUAUAACUCCCAAGACGGUGUCACAGCCCAAGACCACUUUGCCACCUGUUUAAUAACAGGUCUCCGGAAGGCAGCUCAAAAGGCAGCCAAUUUUGAUAAACUCCACAAUAUCAGACGCCAUGCCUCUGUGUCCACCACUCACCGCCAACCCCCUGGACCCUGCUUUAAAUGUGGGAACAAAGGUCAUUGGGCUCGUGAGUGUCCUAAUCCCAGGCCACCCAAAAGACCGUGCCCCAAGUGCCAACAAUCCGGCCACUGGGCGACUGACUGCCCCAGCUCCCUUGGGGGAGAUGGGCCAGACCCCAUCCUAAAGCCGAUCUCAUUAAGUUGGCAGCCUACGACUGACGGGGCCCUAGGACCUCUUCCCGACACACACCAUCACCACGCAGGAGCCCAGGGUGCCUCUUGCGACUUUUAACCAGCUUCUCAUCAGGCACUACCAACUCCUAGCAACCGAAGAAGACGACCAGGACUCACCUACCCAUGGCCUCCACCUCCAGGACCUGUAAUUUCUUAGAUUUCCUCCAGGCCUUCCAAGAAGAUAUGUGGCUCAUAGCAGAUCCUUCCCUGCCAUACGGAUGGCUCGCGUCCAUAGAUGACCUCUACUUACAAGGGACAUCUUUAGACUUCACACCCCGGGAAGUGUUCACCUUCAGCGCCGUCUUCCUUGGCCUCCUGCUAUUGCUCUGCCCCUACAGUCCUCCAAUAUCCCUUCCCACGACGCCCCCGUUCAGCAGGAAGUAGCCAGAGGAACAGCGACGCCCACCUCCCCACUUCUUAAAAAACAAAAAAGGGAGGAAUGUUAGGUAACUAGAGCACCCUAAUGGCACUGGUUCCAGGUUCUUCUUCCUCAAUGCAAGCCCGCCAAAGGAAAAACCAAUCAGAGAGAGGUGUUUUUCCUGCCUCGCUCUAAGCCCCACCCCAACCAAUCACAAACAUCCAUGCAGCCCUCCUGGGCAUAAAAGAAGCAAACCCCCCACCUCUCUCUCUCUCUCUCUCUCUCUCUCUCUC